AUGGAUGACGAAAUACAGGAAACGGUCGAGUCGAUACUCGGUAAAGGAGUCAAAGUCGUGGAUUGCGAAAAAAAAUCGAGCAUAAGAGAAGAAGAAGUCUUACUGAUAAACGGUUGUCCGAUACCGCUCGAGGGAGAAGAUGGUGCAGCCAUACGCGAUGCUUUGAUACACGGAAACGUACCCAAUUGCGAUUUGCUUAAUCAAAUACUGAUAAGAGCGGGAAUAUUGAAAUCACCCGUUCGAUUGGAAACGAGUUUAAGCGUUAAAUCAUCGGUCGUGACGAGGGAAGAAGUCACGGUCGCCAAAGGUGGUCAAAUAGUGGACGAAAGAACGCGGGAAACCAAAGAGGACAAUUAUUACACGAGUAGCACGUCGGAAGUAUGGGAACCCGUCGGCUACGAACCGUUGCCCCACAAUAAAAAACGUGGGGGAAUCAAAAUAAUCGAAGGGGGAGGGUAUCCGAAAUCGGGUUCGAAUUCUUCGACGUGCAAAAGUUCGUGUUCGUCAUCGUGUUCGUCGUCGUCGUGUAAUCAAACUCAACCUUCCACGUCUACGGACUCUGCUUUUUUCCCAUCGGACACUCAUCAACAUUCCUCGUCCGGAAAUUACGGGAAUUCGUCGAACGUUCGAAUGCCGCCGAAUCGAACGUCUUCCUCCACGUCGGCGGAUUCGGCAAAUUCAUUUUCGGAUUUUCUUCCGACUCACGUCAACGCGUCGUCGUCACCGUUUAUUCCAAACUGCACGAGAAAUCCAAACAUUCCGAAUAUGAAUGAUUCCAACGGUAGAAAAACGUCGUCGUCAUCGACGUCGACGACGACGAAAACGGUUUUAGACUCUUACGGUAACGAAAUAACGAAAAAUCACACGACGGUAGAAAAAUGUCGAAACGAUCAUCAUUUUAAUUAUAAUGAUAAUAAUAAUUCGCGUAAACAAAAUGGCGGUGAACGUACAAACGUCGGAUGUCCGAAUCACGAAAUGGUCAAUGGAUUUACAAAGAUUCGUCUGGAUGAUUUUUCAUCCGGUGCCGAGAAAAACAGACGAAUCCAAUAUGGCGCAGUUGGUUGGGGGGAGGGUGGGAAAAGCGAAAAGAAAAAAAAAUGUCCAGCAAAUGUGUCAAACAUGAAUAAAUGUAUGAGAAGAAUCGGUUUGGAUUUGUUAAUAUCGUAA
Molecule: messenger RNA, 1167 nt
Organism: Pediculus humanus corporis (human body louse)
Lineage: Eukaryota; Metazoa; Arthropoda; Insecta; Psocodea; Pediculidae
Exons: 2
Coding region: 1-1167 (388 amino acids)
Source: RefSeq, a predicted model, not a curated record